Molecule: messenger RNA, 1094 nt
Organism: Cajanus cajan (pigeon pea)
Lineage: Eukaryota; Viridiplantae; Streptophyta; Magnoliopsida; Fabales; Fabaceae
Product: ELMO/CED-12 family protein
Source: RefSeq, a predicted model, not a curated record
CUACCAUCUAAUUGGAUUUCGUUGAUCCCACAAACAAAAACCAAAGGAUUAGGAUUCAGCGGUUUGUGAUGAGAUGCGUCUCGUUAGAAUCAAAAUCAAUGUCACCUCCAUAGCCAUCUGCGCUGCCUCUCCUUCUUCCUCCCUUGCUCACGCUUCAGAUCAUGCAACAUGUGGCUCCUCCGCGUGGAUUGGUAAAGGAUUCACUUGUGUUUGCUUCAAGCGAAAGGGAAACUAUCAACGAAUCUGCUAUAGCUUAACCCCUUUACAGGAGGAAAGACUGAGAAGACUAAAGCGCCGAAUGAAAGUUUUCUUUGAUGCUUCUAGGCUUGAUCACCAGGAUGCAUUGAGAGCUCUGUGGUCUGCUUCGUUCCCUGGUCAGGAGCUCCAAAGCUUGAUUUCUGACCAAUGGAAAGAAAUGGGAUGGCAGGGUAGAGAUCCAUCUACUGAUUUCAGAGGAGCUGGUUUCAUUUCUUUGGAGAACUUACUAUUCUUUGCAAAGACAUUCUCAAUUUCUUUUCAGCGCAUAUUGAAGAAACAAGGAGGAAAAGGAGCUAUUUGGGAGUAUCCCUUUGCUGCUGCUGGGGUUAAUAUCACAUUUAUGAUCAUGCAAAUGCUGGACCUUGAUGCUACCAAACCCAUGACUUUUGUAAGAGCAGUUUUUUUACAGAUGCUUUCAGAAAAUGAGUGGGCAUUCGACUUGCUUUAUUGCGUGGCAUUCGUGGUUAUGGACAAACAGUGGCGGGAGAGGAAUGCUACAUAUAUGGAAUUUAAUGAUGUCUUGAAACGCACGCGACUUCAGCUAGAGAAAGAGUUGUUGAUGGGUGAUGUUCUACGGAUUGAAGACAUGCCUUCUUUCAGUCUUCUUUUUUGACAAAAGCAUAGCAAGCUAUCUGACCAAAACCUUGUCACAAGCAUAGUUUGUGUACAUUCUUGCACACCUGCUUAUUGAAUCCGUUGCUUUAAUCUUUGUCCAUUAUUAACUAACAUAGCGUAUCUGUAAUUUGUCAUCAACAUUCCUUACAUGAUAGCUCUUAAUUAAAAUGAACUCGACUCCGUGAUUAGUGCUAAACAAAUUUCCAACUUGCCGGGUAGAC